Messenger RNA from Octopus bimaculoides (California two-spot octopus), 900 nucleotides. RefSeq lists its product as uncharacterized. Lineage: Eukaryota; Metazoa; Mollusca; Cephalopoda; Octopoda; Octopodidae. The record is from RefSeq and is a predicted model, not a curated record.
AUACACGCAUGUAUAGAUUCACAUACAUCCAAAAACAUCGUAGUAGUAGUAGCAGCAGCAGCAGCAGUAGCAGUAGCAGCAGCAGCAACCGUAAUAGUAGUAGUGGUAGUAGUAGCAGUUGUAGUAGUAGAGUUUUUUUUUUAAAUGUACAAUUCUAUUACAAAUCUAUGAAGUAAUUAUGUCACGGGUAAGGCAAAACAAUUUUUUUACACGAUUUCCCGGAAGUAACAAAUUAAGUUGCCAAACUCCAAAGAUAACAAAAAACCAGAAAGACAUCACAUUCUCUCGCAAUUAACCCCGGAUCAUGCCUGACCCGCCUAGAAACGAUAUGAAUAUUCAUCAACAAAGUGACGACAGUAUGUUUCCCAGUGACGAUCAUUUGAAAGACGAUAAUUCAGCAGACGUUGUUAACGCUGCUUGCAUCAACCUGGAUAAAGGGAACCAAUUAUCAGAGGAGACGGAUGCAGACAUGUAUGAAAAUGUAGAAUCAGCGAAAAAGAAAGAUGCAACAACUGAUGAGUCAGAUGCUGAGAAUACCACGAUGAGUGGGUCUAUAAAGAAGAGUGAGUCAUUUUUACAGAAACUCAAUAUACCAGGCCUGUUGAAGAAGAAAAAGUCAGAGUCAAAAGAUGAGCCGAAAGUUUUCCAGAUUCCAGCGAAUGGUAACAUUAUUGAAUUUGACGUCGAAGAGAUGUGCCAGUUUUUCUCUUGCUUCAACGUGAGUCAAAAUUUGUUAGAAACUCUCCGUAAAAAGAAGGUAAAUGGGGAACGAUUUUCAAGGAUCACAGAUACAGAAUUGAACAAUAUGAAACUCAACAAUGUCGUUAUUUGUUAUUUUAGGAGUAAAUGUAAAAAGAAUGCGAAUCAUAACUUCAUGUUAUAAAUUUUAAUUUCUCCAAA